This is a messenger RNA of Hemibagrus wyckioides, 707 nucleotides long. RefSeq names its product C2 calcium-dependent domain-containing protein 4C-like. Lineage: Eukaryota; Metazoa; Chordata; Actinopteri; Siluriformes; Bagridae. The transcript has a single exon. Bases 42 to 692 code for a protein of 216 amino acids. The record is from RefSeq and is a predicted model, not a curated record.
UUUAAAGUGCAUUUGUGAAGAGAAGGACAGGUCAUCAAAACAUGUUUGCUGUUGGUGGUAAUGGAGAAAGCCCAGCAGUGAAGUUAAACGCCUGGCAGAAUGUCCCACUAACACCAGGAAGAAUACCGAGCUUCUACGUUCCUCCAAAACUGCACCUCAGCGUUUCUCCUCGAUUCAGAAAACCCAAAGACUCAGACGAGUACCAGCUUCUGCCUCCCUGCAGCCCAGAGAAAUCAUCUCCAGGGUCAGGGUCUCCAGUCUCUCCACGCUUUCCAUUCAAGCUCCGCUUCACCCCGAGAUCAAACCGGAAACGGCUUGAGGAGGACGAGUCUGACCCGUUUACGAAAGCAGCAAUGUCCUUGAAGCACGUGGAGAAAAUCACCACUCCGUACGGCUUCCGGACCCUGGCCGCCAGCCCGAACGUCAGCCGCAGGGAGUCGCUGUUUCACAGACGCAGAGGAGAGGAAGGCUGUCAAAGUCCUGUGUUCUCACCUGCAUUUCCAGAGCUCAGGGACUCGCCCAUGUCUGACGUCACGGGCCAAAACGACAAGCCGAGUCCAGAACCGUGUUCUGCUCAGAAAGCUGAGAAAAAACGACUACAGAUGAUUUUCCGCAAGACUCGGGUUGCACUCAAGAGUCUCACACCCAGAAGCAGGAAAAACCAUGUCAGAAAAGUCCAGGAUGUACUUUAACUUGUUGACCAAAUU